Molecule: messenger RNA, 1143 nt
Organism: Cloeon dipterum
Lineage: Eukaryota; Metazoa; Arthropoda; Insecta; Ephemeroptera; Baetidae
Product: dentin sialophosphoprotein-like
Exons: 6
Coding region: 210-1109 (299 amino acids)
Source: RefSeq, a predicted model, not a curated record
UCACGAUUAUUUUUUUGAAAUCUGCUCGCUCAAAUUAUAUUGGCAAUGCUGAAUGAAGCCGACAGCCAUUGCUGCUCUAUACUCUAUGACGCUAACACAUUGUCAUUCAUUCCAAUCGCGCGCACACACACCACGUCGUGCAAAUAUCAGUAUCAUUCAAAGCGAAAUAACUUCAAAUUUUAUAUAAUUUUUAAGAAAAAGUAAGAAAAAUGCUGCCUAUUGAAAUUGACAAUGAUUAUGAGGGAAGCACGGCGGAUAUCUCUCUAGAAGAAGACAGAUUGGUCAUCGACAUCAGUUUUGAAGCGUCGGACAAUGGCGGGUUGAGUGAUGAUGCCGACCAUGAGUCUGAGGAACUAGAAAGCCCUGAAAGCCCUGAUCCUGAGGAUCAAAUUGGAUCAGAGUCUAGGUCUAUGACCUAUUACGAUGAUCGAAACAAUGAUGACUGGCGUAAUUGUGAUCUUAAUAAUAACGAAGAAAAUAAUAAAACUGAAGAUGAAGUUAUUGAGAGCUCGGAAGAAGAAACUGAGGCCAGUUCUGAGGAAUGGGAUAGUGAUUCAGAGGCUAUCAGGGAUAGUGAUGGCGGCUACGAAUUUAGUCAAGAUGAUCUCAACAUUGACGAUGACAGUAAUUCAGAGGUUAUCGGGUAUAAUGAUGGUGACGACGAGUCUGAGGGAAUGAGUGGAUCUGAAGACGAUGUCGAUGAGAACUCUGAGGAAGACGAAAUUGAGGAGCCCAUAAAAUGCAAAGUGGAAAGUGAACUGAACAGGGAUUCAUCCGAUGAAGAAGAGUCAGAAAAAGUGGGACAGAUACUGACACGAUUUUUCAAAGCAGCUAGGAAAAAAGCAAAAGCUAGUCCGAAGAAAAAUGACACCAGUGACAAGGACGCUUUUGACAAAUCUAGCGCCACUGUUACACUUGAAAUGCUGUACGCCACCCAGAAUAAACUGCUUGCUGCUAGGAUCUCUCUCAUUCGAAGGGAAAACAUUAUGCUUUAUGAGUUGCUAGCUGAUGCCGAACUCCGACACAAAAGAAAACGAAAACGCAAGGAAAUCGUGGCAGAGAAGCAACAGUAUAACUCAAAGCAUGUAAAGAGAAAAAAGCGAAAAUAGCAAUAAAUGUUUCCUAUUUAUUAAACACUGAAAA